UAGGGCGAACAGAAAUUAGGGCGAACGGACCCGGAUUAAGACUUAUACCAUUUUUAUCAGAUCAAAUAAUUAUUGACCUUUUAAGUAAUCAGUCACUUAUAAUUCAUCAAGUAAAUAAGGACCGUUGGCUGUAAAUAAGAUAUACUGCAACGGCAAAGAAAAUGCGACAUAAAUCGUUCCGUGGCAAUUGUCUUCGUUCGACAACAUUAUAGACGGGGCGUAGACUGUACCAAUAUCUGUUCCACGUUUAGGCCAUUGAGGACAUUCAUAUUUUGUCAGUGGGUUGACGAAGUUAUUUUGUAAACAAUCAUAUCUUUUAAUAGCCUCAGACGUGGAUAAUUGUUCAUAACUAAAUUUACCAUAUUUUUGUUUUCGCAUUCUUCGUUGAGGAUGACGGAAAAUGUUUUUUUGUUCCUUCCGAAUAUUGUGGAUUACUUCCGGGUGAUAUUUGCCUUUGCAUCGUUCUACUACAUGAAAACGGACCCAUGGCGGGCCUCCAUUCUGUAUAUUACAAGUGGACUUCUGGACGCAAUAGAUGGGCAUCUGGCAAGAACUCUCAACCAAGGGAGUAAGCUGGGUGCGAUGCUGGACAUGCUUAUAGACCGCAUGGCGACCAUGUGUCUGUGUGCCGCGUUGGUACACUUCUACCCGGACUACAUGCUUUUCUUCCAGGCCUACAUGGCCAUCGACAUAGUCAGUCACUGGUUCCAUGUGCAGGGGUCCUUAAUGACUGGUAACACAAGCCACAAAGUACUGGACUUGUCUGCCAAUCCCAUACUCCGACACUACUAUCACAAUAAGUUGAUCCUUUUUGUGAUGUGUGCAGCCAAUGAACUGUUCUUCUGUAUGCUGUAUCUGUGUUACUUCACACAAGGACCAACAUUACUGUUUGGUGUGGGCCUGUGGAAGGCUUUGCUGUGUAUAUGUGCACCACUGUCCUUCAUCAAGACGGGGAUUAGCUUGCUGCAACUUUGGGCAGCCAUGACCAACAUUGCCACCCUCGAUAUGGAGGAACGCAAGAAGAUGAAAGCAAAAUAACCAGGCAACCUGUUCUCUUAGUAACUGAGCUCCCUGGGAGGGAAUUUUAGAAACUGUUGUACUGAUUGGAAAUAUUAAUGUUUGGUGCUUAAAAUAUGAUAAAGGGAGUCUCUGGAAUGAAACUUGCACCCUCAUAUUAAGCCUAUUUUUCUCACAGACUUAUUUUAACAGGGUGGCUUUUUUAUUGUAACGUACGUAGUUGCAUGUUCUUCUUUGUCAGUGUUUGUUGUUACGUAAAUGGAUAUUGUGGAGAGUAUCAUGCUUUGUUAGGUAUGCCUAUUUUUUUAAUAGACUAUUACAGUAUUACAGUACCAUCUUCACUUACUACAAUACUCACUUUUGAUCAUUAAUUGAUUAAUGGGACUCAAUUGAAUGACUAACUGUUUUAUUUAUACAUUCCAUCUUUCAGUAAGCUUAUAUAUGUAAUUCCAAUAGAUAAGUGACACAACUGGCUGUUAUUUAAUUUCAUUAAUGAUUUGUAAAUUCAAAAAAAGGGGUUUUGAUCCAUUUUUAGCUCGACUGUUAUAUAUGAAAUAUACAUAGUGGAGCUAUCCUACUCACCCCGGCGUCGGCAUCUGCGUCUGCGUGUAAAUGUUAAAGUUUUCGUACUACCCCAAAUAUUUUCUUUGUCCCUUGACAUAUUGAUUUCAUAUUUUGCGUACUUGUUUACCAACAUGACCCCAACCUAUAAACAAGAGCAGACAACUCUAUCAAGCAUUUUGUCAUAAUUAUGGCCCCUUUUCCACUUAGAAUAUGCAGCAAAUGUUAAAGUUUUCGUACUACCCCAUUUAUUUUCAUUGUCCCUUGACAUAUUGCUUGUAUAUUUUGCAUACUUGUUUACCAACAUCACCCCAACCUAUAAACAAGAGCAAACAACUCUAUCAAGCAUUUUGUCAGAAUUAUUGCCCCUUUUAUACUUAGAAUAUGCACAUUAUUGAUAAAUCUAUGUUAAAGUUUGCGUACUACCCCAAAUAUUUCCUAUAUCCUUUGACAUAUUGCUUUUAUAUGUUGCAUACUUGUUUACCAACAUGACCCCAACCUAUAAACAAGAGCAGACCACUGCAUCAAGCAUUUUGACAUAACUAUGGCCCCUUUUACACGUAGAUAAUUAAACAUUUUGCUUAAAUUGCCAUAACUUCCUUAUUUAUGAUCACAUUUUAUUAUUACUUUGACGAAACAACACUAACCUGAAUACCACAAUGGAUUCCACCCAAACAAUACCCCACGCCCCUACCAGAAUCCCUUCCCCCCCCCAACCUCACCC
Messenger RNA from Dreissena polymorpha, 2302 nucleotides. RefSeq names its product CDP-diacylglycerol--inositol 3-phosphatidyltransferase-like. Bases 391 to 1038 code for a protein of 215 amino acids. Gene Ontology annotation, molecular function: CDP-diacylglycerol-inositol 3-phosphatidyltransferase activity. The transcript is spliced from 6 exons. NCBI's taxonomy places the organism in Eukaryota, Metazoa, Mollusca, Bivalvia, Myida, Dreissenidae. Gene Ontology annotation, biological process: phosphatidylinositol biosynthetic process. The record is from RefSeq and is a predicted model, not a curated record. Gene Ontology annotation, cellular component: Golgi apparatus; membrane.